Haliotis rubra (blacklip abalone) is the source of this 870-nucleotide messenger RNA. RefSeq lists its product as uncharacterized. NCBI's taxonomy places the organism in Eukaryota, Metazoa, Mollusca, Gastropoda, Lepetellida, Haliotidae. The transcript is spliced from 2 exons. The record is from RefSeq and is a predicted model, not a curated record. The coding region runs from base 1 to 651 and encodes 216 amino acids.
AUGGCAUGCACAACCCUGUUCGGAGUUUUCCUGCUGGCAUCCUUCGUCGCCCUCGGUCUCGGCGUCAGCGUGACGUUGGAAGCAGAGGCGUUUGCUGGUAAACUGGAAGCCAACAGAACCAUAUUCAGGUCGGAAGCCAGUAAUGUCAGGAAUGUCCUUCUCUACAUGGAUGAAAGCAUUGAUAUGACCUUCUGUUUGGGUUCAGAUGAUACUAUCCUGAUUGAGAACAUCUACUAUUCCAACGACGGCAGCGAGGACCUCUUCGUUCUGGAACUUGACGGCAAAAUUAUCGCAGACGUCUCAGGUACCACAGGCACCGACUUCGGCAACAAAUGGAAUACCAUUUCCGAGACAGGAAGGGUCGGCGAGAAGAUGUCUGUGGGUAGCGGGGAGCAUACACUGAGGGUCCUCGUUGACGCCCAGGAUAGAAGCAAGGACGAUGGUUACGGCGCUGAGCUCGACCGCGUUGUCCUGGACGUCGCGAACAACAGCGAUCUGUCAUGUCCCGAAACCACUACCACAAGUACCGACAAUGAGACCACAGUCACCGAGGAGACAUCGACGACAUAUGUGGAAGAGUCUUCGACGACGUAUGCCGAGGAGACUACAGAGGCUGAGACGACAAUCCCGUGUGAGGGCGACGACUGUUAAGCGGCACAGCGUUCAUCAGAGAACAGCAGAAAUGCCUUGCACUGUGACGUAAAUGGUGCGACAUCCUGACGUAUCAUGACGGCUACCAACAGGCACUCCGGAACAUCACCAGAAACUUGAUUGAGUUCGCCUCCGUUAUUCACAGACCAAUGUAACAUUGGUGUGAGUUCGAAGGACAUGGUUUCAAAUAAACAUCAACAUAAAAUGUUUUUGCUUUUA